AGAUUCAUCAUUUUCCACAAUUUUACAAAUUCAAGCUCUCUUUUUUCUCUCUCGUAGCUUCCUGAAGUAGUCUUCUUCUUAUUUUUCUGCAAAUUUCACCAAAUCCUUCCCGUUAUUCAUCUCUUUUUCAUCAAAUUCAGCUUCAAACUCCUCAUAUAAUCUGAUAGGUUGCUGAAGAGAAUAUUUUCUCGGCACGAAACCGAGAUGGAGGGCAUAUAAAGGAAAAGGAGAAAAGAAUCAUAGAAGGCAGCUGGAGAUUGGAGGAGAUAAGAAUAUUUAGCGGCUAGCAUCAAAAUGGAGAAACCUGCAAGAUCAAAUCCUUGACUCGGCCCACUUUUUAUUGGGAUAUAUCAUAUAUAUUCAGCAACACAAGAGCCAUUCCACCACCGGUCGUUUACACCACCGAGUCACUCUCUGCGGCAACGAUGUCCGACUCAAACUUUGACUCAGCUCCGAGCAAAAGCAAGAACGAUAGCUCUCCUCUUAAAAGGAGGAAAAGCUUGUUCCCCUUCGCUUUACUCUUUUCGCUGAUAGGUCCUGCGAUUGCCGCUAUAGUGAUGUACCAACUCGACGAAUUCGACGCAGCGCCUAUUCCGCUGACCCACGAGUUGACUCAUCCCCCGUUGACAUCUCCCUUGUGUAAUAAUCGGAUGCUACUGGGAGCGGAAAUGGUAGGCGCAGGGCAGUUGCCGGGACCAGAAGACAUCGCCUAUGACAGCAAAUCGCGAGUCAUUUUCACUGGGUGUUAUGACGGAUGGGUGAAGCGAGUUACGGUGAAUGACUCGGUUGGCGAUUCGGUGGUGGAGAGGUGGGUCAACACCGGCGGUAGGCCGCUCGGGGUGGCUGUUGGACACAACGACGAAGUCAUUGUCGCCGAUGCUUACAGGGGGUUGCUGAACAUAAGCAGAGACGGGGAAGUGGAGCUGCUAACGGACGAAGCUGACGGCGUCAAAUUUAAGUUAACUGACCAUCUAGAUAUAGCAGAUAACGGUGUAAUUUACUUCACAGAUGCUUCUUACAAAUACAACUUUAAAGAUUAUAUGUUGGAUAUUCUAGAAGGCAGGCCAUACGGUCGGUUUAUGAGCUUUGACCCAGCCACCAAACGCACCACAGUUCUGGUCUCUGACCUCUACUUUGCUAAUGGCGUUGCUGUCUCUCCAGACCAGACUCAUGUCAUCUUUUGUGAGACCCCCAUGAGAAGGUGUAGAAGAUAUUACAUAGAAGGAGAAAAGAAGGGACGCUUAGAAAAAUUUGUUGAUAAUUUGCCUGGCUUGCCUGAUAACAUUCGUUACGAUGGAGAAGGCCUGUAUUGGAUUGCAUUGCCCACGGCAGUAACAACUCCUUGGAACAUAGCAACCAAGUACCCUUUUGUGAGAAAAGUCGUAGCAAUGUUGGAGAAGAUGAAAUUGCGACCUCAAAUGGAGACAAACAGUGGUGUUUUUGCCGUUGAUGUAGAAGGGAAACCUAUAGCUUAUUACGGCGAUGUUGGAUUAAAGCUUAUCUCGAGUGGAAUCAAGAUAGGAAGUCAUCUUUACUGUGGUUCUCUUCACUAUCCUCACAUUAUUCGCCUGAAUCUGGAUCAACAUCCAGCUCGUCCUUCCACUUAAUGCUAUUACUAUCACUUCAAAGAAAAACUUUUCAAACAUGACUCGUCUUGUCUAUAUUCAGAAGAUGAUGAUAAUAACAAGAGCAUGUUUAAUUA
Molecule: messenger RNA, 1702 nt
Organism: Carica papaya (papaya)
Lineage: Eukaryota; Viridiplantae; Streptophyta; Magnoliopsida; Brassicales; Caricaceae
Product: protein STRICTOSIDINE SYNTHASE-LIKE 7-like
Cellular component (GO): endomembrane system
Molecular function (GO): hydrolase activity
Source: RefSeq, a predicted model, not a curated record